Molecule: messenger RNA, 753 nt
Organism: Coccomyxa subellipsoidea C-169
Lineage: Eukaryota; Viridiplantae; Chlorophyta; Trebouxiophyceae; Coccomyxaceae
Product: glycoside hydrolase
Exons: 5
Coding region: 1-753 (250 amino acids)
Biological process (GO): carbohydrate metabolic process
Cellular component (GO): extracellular region
Molecular function (GO): oligosaccharide binding
Source: RefSeq, a predicted model, not a curated record
AUGGAGAUGCACCCACAGCAUCUGCUGGAGGCCCUGACAGAUGCCAAGCCUGAGGCAAUCCGGCUCUUGGCCAAGGAGUGCAGGCGCCAUGGAUUUGAUGGACUGGUGCUGGAGGCAUGGUCACUCUGGCAUGCAUAUGGCUUAGUCCAGCAACAUUUCACGCUGAUCAAGAGUUUCUUGAAGGACCUGGCAAGGGCCCUGCACAAGCAGACAGGACCCUCCGGCGAUCCUCUGGACCUUAUCCUGGCAGUGCCUCCUGUGGUGCCUGCGCAAGGCCAUGGGCAGCCUGCCUUCACACCAGCUCACUUCAAGCAGCUGGCUCCAUUCGUGGAUGGGUUCUCCCUAAUGACCUAUGACUGGAACAUUGGGGCUCCUGGCCCAAAUGCGCCGUUCAACUGGGUGGAAGCAAACCUGAAGCAGCUGCUGUCAGCCUGCUUGGGGCACAGCUGCCACAAAGUGUGGUUGGGAGUGAACUUCUAUGGAAGGGAUUUCACCCGCCAAGCGCCGGAGGGGAAUGUCGUGCUGGGACAUGAUUACACUCGGAUACUGAAGCAGCAUCAGCCGCAUCUGCAUUGGCAUGAAGAGUAUAGGGAACAUGUCGCUACCUAUCAGAAGGACGGCAGGCAGCACCAGAUGUACUAUCCAAGCGUUGAAGCUCUUCAGGCUCGUGUGACACUUGCAAGGGAGCACAUUUUUGGGAUCUCCAUCUGGGAACUUGGGCAGGGACUUGAUGACUUCAUGACAGCCUUUUAA